AUGGCUAAACGAAAGGUGGAAUUUGAAAACAGGAGUUUUCAAGACAGGUGGGAGGCACAGUAUAUGUUCGCGGAUGUAAAGGGCAAAGCUGUGUGUCUUCUGUGCGGAGACAGUGUGGCUCUAAUGAAAGAAUACAACAUAAGAAGACACUAUGAAACGAAGCACCAAGACAGAUACAAGCAUCUGGACACGACACAAAGGCUACAGAAGGUAGAGGAGUUAAAAAGAAGUCUGGUGUCACAGCAGGCUAUGUUCACUAAAGCCAAAUCACAAAGCGAGGCUGCUGUUAAGGCCAGUUUUAUUGUGGCAGCAGAGGUUGCAAAAUCAACCCGGCCCUUUACCGAGGGGGAAUUUGUCAAAAACUGCAUGAUUAAAGUUUGCGACGCCGUGUGCCCAGAAAAAAGGCAAGCAUUUUUAAAUGUGAGCCUAAGCCGAAACACCGUUGCUGACCGUGUGCGUCACCUUGCUGCCAAUCUCCAACAACAGCUUGUGGGAAAGGGAAAAGAUUUCAUCGCAUACUCUCUUGCUGAGAGCACCGACACUUCUGAUACUGCCCAGCUGUCAAUUUUCAUCCGUGGAGUGGACUCAAGCCUGUGCGUAACAGAAGAGUUUUUGGGAUUACACCCAAUGCAUGGCAGAACUACGGGGAAAGAUCUCUUUGAAGAGGUGUCCAGAUGUGUAGAUAAAAUGGGGCUGCCGUGGGAUAAACUUGUGGGACUGACAACAGAUGGAGCGCCUGCGAUGUGCGGUCAAAGGAGUGGAUUGGUGGGGAGGAUCCGAGAAAAGAUGAAGGAGGAAAACGUCACAAGUGAGUUGACAGCUUAUCACUGCAUCAUACACCAGGAGUCGUUGUGUGGCAAAGCCUUGAAAAAAGAACAUGUGAUGAGCAUCAUAACAUUAGCAGUUAACUUUAUCAGAGCCAAAGGUUUAAAUCACCGCCAGUUCAAGUCUUUUCUGGAGGAGUUAAGUACAGAAUAUGGUGACUUGCCCUGUCACACAGAGGUGCGAUGGCUAAGCCAGGGAAAGGUGCUGGAAAGAUUUUUCCAGUUGCGUGAGGAGAUCUGUGAGUUCAUGGAAAGCAAACGGAGUGAGGCGCUUUGCGCUCAGACGUGUGGCCAGGAGCUUGGUGAGGUGAUGUCGCUGGUCAUUCGAGUGGUCAACUUUAUUGUUGCCCGAGCUUUAAAUGAUCGCCAGUUUAAAGCUCUGUUAGAAGAAGUUGGGAAUCAUUAUCCCGGUCUGCUUUUACACAGCAACGUGCGUUGGUUGUCAAGGGGGAAGGUGAUCAGCCGUUUUGCAGCUUGCCUGAGUGAAAUCCGGACUUUUCUUGAAAUGAAAGGCGUCAAGCAUCCUAAGCUAGACAACACUGACUGGCUCCUGCAGUUUCACUAUCUCGUGGACAUAACUGGCCAUCUGAACCAGCUCAAUGUGAAAAUGCAAGGUAUUGGAAAUACAAUCUCAUCCCUUCAACAAGCAGUGUUUGCAUUUGAAAGCAAGCUGGAAGUCUUUCUCAGGGACAUUGAAACAGGUCGUCUUCUGCACUUUGAAAGACUGCAACAAUUUAGAGAUGCAUGCUUAGCAAGUGACUCCACUCAACAUCUGGAUCUCCAGCAGCUAGCUGGCUUUACGUCCAAUCUCCUGCAGUCAUUCAAAGCACGUUUUGGAGAAUUUCGUGCGCGCACUGGUCUUUUCAAGUUCAUCACUCAUCCACAUGAGUGUGCAGUGGACAAAAUCGACCUGACAUGCAUCCCCGGGGUCUUUAUCGGAGACUUUGAGCUGGAAGUUGCUGACCUGAAGGCAUCAGACAUGUGGAUGAGUAAGUUCAAGUCACUUAAUGGAGAGUUGGAAAGUCUUGCGCGACAGCGAGCAGAGCUGGUGAGGGAACACAAGUGGACAGAAAUGAAAAAUCCUCAACCUGAAGACCAGCUGAUUCUUAAAACUUGGAACGAGCUUCCUGUGAUACCACACAAUGCAGCGUCUCUCUCCUCCUUUCUCACCUCCUGUCAGUCGACAGCGGUGUCAGAUUUCCCCCUGGCCAUGAAUUUUGCAUGA
Molecule: messenger RNA, 2049 nt
Organism: Anoplopoma fimbria (sablefish)
Lineage: Eukaryota; Metazoa; Chordata; Actinopteri; Perciformes; Anoplopomatidae
Product: general transcription factor II-I repeat domain-containing protein 2A-like
Source: RefSeq, a predicted model, not a curated record